AUGUUACUUGUUGCCACGUGUCAAGAUGCAAAUCUUCAGAUAUAUCCUCUUGCAUUUGGCAUUGUUGAUUCUGAAAAUGAUGCAUCAUGGACUUGGUUCUUCGAUAAGUUGUUUCAUGUAACGGGUAUGUUGGAAGGGCUUGUUUUCAUUUCUGAUCGCAAGGAGAGCAUUGGUAACGCUAUAAAGAUUGUUUAUCCUUAUGCACAUCAUGGAUGUUGCAUGUGGCAUCUACAACUAAAUAUAAAGUCAAAUUAUCAUAAGAUCGAUAUUCUGCCAUUGUUUAUGGCAACUGCGAAGGAGUAUAGUUUGAUUAAUUUUGAAAAAUCAAUGGCAAAUUUAUAUCGUAAGAGUCCGGCAGUUGGACAAUACCUAGAAAAGAAAGUUGGGUAUGAAUUUUGGUCCCGAGCACAUUUCAAAGGAAUCCGUUACAAUAUUAUGACAACUAACAAUGCAGAAUCUUUGAACUCGUUAUUCAAGAAUGCUCGGGAGUUUCCAGUACUUGCUAUGGUUGAACAAAUAAGAAAAACUUUACAGAAAUGGUUUCAUGAGAGACACAUUGAGGCGGAAGAAUGUGCAAGUACUCUAACCCCGCCCAUUGAGGAUAAAAUGCGUAAAAAGUAUAAUGAUGCAAAGGGACUAAUAGUGGUACCAAUAAAUGAGUAUGAGCUGCACGUCAGUGUUGAGAAUGAAAUGUAUACCGUGAACUUGGAGGCAAGAACCUGUAGUUAUAGGGAAUUUGAUUUGGAAAAGCUUCCUUGCAAACAUGCACUUGCAGCAGCGAAAUUUAAGGGAAUAUCUUGUAACAAUUUGUGCUCACCUUAUUAUACCAGUGCUAGUUGGAAACAAGCAUAUGCUGAAUGUAUAUAUCCAGUGGCAAAUGAGGCUGACUGGGAAAUCUCCAAUCAACCAAAGGUGUUACCACCCCUUUUGAAUCGAGGACAAAGUGGACGUCCAAAAAACCGUCGAAUUCCAUCAAGAGGAGAGGGAAAAAGGACUCGUAAAUGUAGUAGGUGUGGCCAGAGGGGCCAUAAUCGUCUGACUUGCAAAAAUGCUCUACACUAG
This is a messenger RNA of Olea europaea var. sylvestris, 1062 nucleotides long. RefSeq lists its product as uncharacterized. Lineage: Eukaryota; Viridiplantae; Streptophyta; Magnoliopsida; Lamiales; Oleaceae. The record is from RefSeq and is a predicted model, not a curated record. The transcript has a single exon. Gene Ontology annotation, molecular function: zinc ion binding. Bases 1 to 1062 code for a protein of 353 amino acids.